Cannabis sativa is the source of this 1541-nucleotide messenger RNA. RefSeq names its product putative glucan endo-1,3-beta-glucosidase GVI. Gene Ontology annotation, biological process: carbohydrate metabolic process. The transcript has 2 exons. The record is from RefSeq and is a predicted model, not a curated record. Gene Ontology annotation, molecular function: hydrolase activity, hydrolyzing O-glycosyl compounds. The coding region runs from base 1 to 1050 and encodes 349 amino acids. Lineage: Eukaryota; Viridiplantae; Streptophyta; Magnoliopsida; Rosales; Cannabaceae. Gene Ontology annotation, cellular component: plasma membrane.
AUGAGUCUUCUUUCAAUUUUCUUUGUUUUCAUUGCCAUUCUUUAUUCUGAUUUGUUCAUCAUAAAAACAGAAGCUGGAGCUGUAGGAUUGAACUACGGAAUGUUAGGGAACAAUCUACCAACACCAAACGACGUCGUUUUACUCCUAAAAUCCAAAAACAUAACAAAAACUCGUCUAUUCAAUCCCAACAUAGAAGCCCUCCAAGCUCUACAAAACUCAGGCAUUGAAGUAAUCCUUGGAACCCUAAAUCAAGAUCUUCAACAACUCUCCACAAGCAUAUCAUUUUCCUCAAAUUGGGUCCAAACAAACGUAAUCUCAUUCGCCAAAACCCUAAAAAUUCGAGCCAUAUCGGCUGGAAAUGAAGUCAUCCCGAGUGACAUGCAAAAUUACGUACUUCCAGCCAUGCAAAAUUUAAAAUCCGCACUUGAUCAAGCCCUAGCAGCAGGCUUGAUCCCAGGACGAAUCCCAGUAACAACAGCAGUAGCCACUUCGGUCUUGGGAGUUUCGUACCCUCCUUCUAAUGGAAAAUUCUCCAAUACAACCCUACCAGUGAUGGGACCGAUAGUAAAUUUUUUAGCCACAACACAAACUCCUUUAUUAGUAAAUGUGUACCCGUACUUUGCUUACGUCAACAAUCCAGUUAAUAUCUCUUUGUCUUAUGCAUUGUUCACAUCUAAUUCUAUUGUGGCUAGAGAUGGGGUUUUGGAGUACAAAACCCUUUUUGGUGCUAUGGUUGAUGCCGUUUAUUCGGCCUUGGAGAGGUGCGAUGGUGGCGGUGGAAGUGUUGAAAUCGUUGUGUCGGAGAGCGGGUGGCCGUCCGGUGGGGAUAGUGGUGAUGUGUAUGCUACUAUUGCUAAUGCACAAACUUAUAAUAACAAUUUGAUUAGUCAUGUGAGUAAUGGUAAUGGAACUCCCAAGAGGCCUGGAAAGAGUGUUGAGACUUAUGUUUUUGCUAUUUUUAAUGAGAAUCUUAAGCCUCAAGGGACUGAGCAAAAUUUUGGGCUUUUUUAUCCCAAUAAGAUGGAGGUUUAUCCAGUUAAUUUCAUGUGAAAUUAAUCAUUUUUCAGGGCCAAUUAUGUAGGCUAUUAAUUACAAUUAAAUAAAUUAUCAUAAUUUUGUACUUAGAUGAUUAAUUAUCUUGGUUGGUCUGUUCUCAUCAUCGUGUUUUUAAUUUUUAUACUAUAGAGAGUUCUUUCUUUGUUUUUGUCGAUCUUUAUUAUUAUUGUUUUAAAAUGAAAACAAAGUAUGUACCAAUCGUAAUGGAAAAUAGAAAGAUAAAUGCAAAGAGAAACGUCAAAUUAGGACUGAGUAGUGUUUUUUUUGGAUACAUAUGAAUUUGAGAUUACAUAAUACAUUGUUUUUUAAAUUUUUUUUACACUUUUAUGUUCUAUUUUUUUUUUUAAUUUUUUUUAUACUUCUAUUUUUUUAAAAAAUAUUUUUAGAGUAUUCUAUAAAAAUAAUACUAAAACAACAAAAAAACUACAUAAAAGUAACAAGAAAAUAAUAUUAACAAUAAAUUAACAAGAGUACAACAUAUUAAA